Chlorella variabilis is the source of this 954-nucleotide messenger RNA. RefSeq lists its product as hypothetical. The annotation marks the transcript as partial. The record is from RefSeq and is a predicted model, not a curated record. The transcript has 7 exons. Gene Ontology annotation, molecular function: ATP hydrolysis activity; ATP binding. Gene Ontology annotation, cellular component: GET complex. Gene Ontology annotation, biological process: post-translational protein targeting to endoplasmic reticulum membrane. NCBI's taxonomy places the organism in Eukaryota, Viridiplantae, Chlorophyta, Trebouxiophyceae, Chlorellales, Chlorellaceae.
UUUGAGGAGCUGUGCGCGGGCACGGAAAGAAAAUACAUCAUGGUGUCUGGAAAGGGCGGCGUGGGCAAGACCAGCCUGGCUGCCAGCCUGGCGGUGCGGUUUGCCCAGGAGGGCCACACCACGCUGGUCGUCUCCACCGACCCGGCACACUCCCUGGGGGACUCGCUGGCACAGGACAUCUCCGGCGGCCUGCCGGUGCUGGUGGAGGGCACGGCGCUGCCGCUGUGGGGCAUGGAGAUUGACACCGAGCGGGAGAAGGAGAAGUUCAAGGCGUGGUCGGCAGGCCAGGGCCGCAAGGAGGCGGAGAGCUUCAUGGGCGGGUUUGGGCUGGGGGGCGUGGUGGAGCAGCUGGCAGACCUGAAGCUGGGCGAGCUGCUGGACUCGCCGCCACCCGGGUUUGACGAGGCGGUGGCCAUCUCCAAGGUGCUGCAAUUUGUGCAGGGUGAGGAGUACGCCCGCUUCUCCCGCAUCGUGUUUGACACCGCCCCCACCGGCCACACGCUGCGCCUGCUGACGGUGCCAGACUUUGUUGAGGCCUCGCUGGCACGCAUCGUGCGCCUGCGCAAGAGGCUGGGCAGCGCGUCGCAGGCGGUCCGGGGGCUGUUUGGGGCGGGCGGCAGCCAGGAGGAAGCUGUGGACAAGCUGGAGCAGCUGCAGGCCAGCAUCCGGCUGGUGAAGGACCUGUUCCGGGACCAGCAGGCCACAGAGUUUGUCAUCGUGACCAUCCCCACCGAGAUGGCGGCGGCGGAGUCGAUACGCCUGGCCAAGGCGUUACGCAAGGAGCAGGUCCCGAUCCGUACCCUGGUGGUCAACCAGGUACUGCAGCCCGGCCUGCGGGAGCAGUACCUGGCCACGCGCCGUGCCGACCAGCAGCGCGCGCUGCAGCGCCUGCGGGACGACCCGCAGCUGGCGCAGCUGCAGCUCAUAGAGGCGCCGCUGUUCGAUUUGGAGGUG